Messenger RNA from Drosophila virilis, 1049 nucleotides. Its product is annotated as circadian clock-controlled protein daywake. The record is from RefSeq and is a predicted model, not a curated record. Lineage: Eukaryota; Metazoa; Arthropoda; Insecta; Diptera; Drosophilidae.
GGAUUUACUUGAACGCGGACUGUCUGGGGCUAUUCAAGUGCUUGGAUUUGUUUACAAUGCGGAAACUUUUGAUAUUGUCGAUGUGCCUGCAGCUUUAUAUCGGUUCCGAGUGCUCAACAUUACCCAAGAAAAUCAAGAAGUGCCAUUUUGGAGAUGCAACCUGCAUUAGGGACACGGCAAAUGCUCUGAUACGCAGCUUUCCCAAGGGCAUACCCUCGGUGGGCUUCAAGCCGAUUGAUGUGGUCCAUGUCAAGGAUACGGUGCUCAUCAAUGAUAGACAGGUGGGCGGCGCCUGGUAUUUUUUCGACCUGCUCAAUCAGAUCAAUUAUGGUUUCGAGAACACAACUAUAACGGAAAUCAAGGGCUUCGACGAAGAUCCCAGCUUAACGAAAAUCGAAGUUAAGGGCCAUCUGCCCAGGCUUAUAUACAGAGGCACAUAUAAUGCCCAGGGCCGUUUACUCUGGCUGAUUAAUAUUAAUUCAUCCGGUGUCUCUGAAUCGGAAUUCUUAAACUUUCAUUUCGAUUUCACGCUGAAAGUGCAAACGGAAUAUCGUAACAAUAAGCGAUAUCUAAAGAUCUAUCAGCUGGUGCCGAAUAUUUCUGUGGAUCGCUGGAUACAAUGGCUGGAGAAUUUUUUUCCAGAAAAUACCGAUUUGACAAUAUUUAUUAAUAAAAUAUUCAAUGCAAAUUGGGUUGAGUUUUGGAAUGAGCUCGAAAAGCCCAUAUUGGAAGUAUUCACAGGUGUAUUCCUGAGCAUUAUCGAGGAUAUAUUUCACAAUGUUUCAUACGAUGACAUGUUUCUCUCGAAUAAGUAUGAAAAUAAUGAUAAUUGAAUUAAAAACAAGUCUAACUCACUUAGAUUGAUUUCUCAGCUAUGCCAAAUAUUAUAGAUAUGUUGAAUUGUUAGCAUCAUGAAAAUUGUGAAAACCUAAAGAACUUUUGCAUAUAAUAUAAAAUGGCAUCUCGAAAUUCAGCAUAGUUGUAAAUGUACCAUGUUCAUAUAGUAUACAUUUCGUACACCCCACGAAUUAUAUAAAUAGUUAAAUUAA